Messenger RNA from Brassica napus (rape), 828 nucleotides. RefSeq lists its product as uncharacterized. The record is from RefSeq and is a predicted model, not a curated record. Bases 1 to 828 code for a protein of 275 amino acids. The transcript is spliced from 2 exons. Lineage: Eukaryota; Viridiplantae; Streptophyta; Magnoliopsida; Brassicales; Brassicaceae.
AUGUCGUCCUCAUCGUCAGAUGGCGUAGAUGAAGCUUUUGAAGAAUUUUUUGACGAAGAAUUUGAUAAUAUCGUCGACUCUCUACUUGUACAAGCCAACAAACCAAAGAGACGAGCUUAUAUCGAAAGAGAUCGGGAACAAGGCCACAUUCAACUAUGGAAUGACUAUUUCCAGGAAAAUCCUACUUACCCACCGGACAUGUUUAGGCGGCGUUUUCGAAUGAACAAGCCAUUGUUCCUUCGCAUUGUCGAGCGGCUAAGUACAGGUGUUCCAUACUUUCGGCAAAGACGAAAUGCUCAUGGAAGGAAAGGCCUAUCACCUCUUCAAAAAUGUACGGCAGCUAUACGUAUGCUCGCAUAUGGUCAAUCGGGAGAUACGUAUGACGAAUAUCUCCGACUUGGUGAAAGUACGGCACUUUUAUGUUUGGAACAUUUCACUAAUGGGAUAAUAGACUUUUUUGGUGAAGAGUAUCUAAGAAGACCUACCGCGGAAGAUCUUCAACGAUUACUCGAUAUUGGAGAGGUUCGCGGGUUUCCAGGAAUGAUUGGUAGCAUUAACUGUAUGCAUUGGGAGUGGAAAAACUGCCCUACGGCUUGGAGAGGGCAGUACACACGAGGUCGAGCACCUAAAGUUAAAUUCAAGGUCAACAAUCACACUUACCGUAUGGCGUACUACCUUACUGACGGAAUUUAUCCGAAUUGGUCAACAUUUAUCCAAUCCAUCCCACUUCCUCAAGGUAAUAAAGCAGAGCUGUUUGCUAAACAUCAAGAAUCCACUAGGAAAGAUGUCGAAAGGGCUUUCGGGGUUUGCAAUCGAGGUUUGCAAUAG